Molecule: messenger RNA, 1353 nt
Organism: Brenthis ino (lesser marbled fritillary)
Lineage: Eukaryota; Metazoa; Arthropoda; Insecta; Lepidoptera; Nymphalidae
Source: the annotation of a GenBank genome assembly
AUGAUUUUAAAAGCCAUGAUUGAUCCUAUGAUUUGGUUGAAGAUGCUCAUCGUAUUCCAAGUCGUUGUCGGCUCUGCAUAUUUUUAUUUACGGAUGAGAAAACCUAAAAAACCUGAGGAUAGAUUAACUAAAAAAAAGUUAUUGGAAUGGAAACCUUUACCAUUAGUAGACCCCAAUGUGGAAGUAGACAAGCCACCUUUAAUGGGGAAAAUAGAUGAUAAAGUUCUUAAUGUAGGUGCUACAAGUUUUUUGUGCUUUGAUAAGGAGCCUACAAUAACGGAAAAAGCUAUUACAUCUCUUCAUAAAUAUGGAGUUGGUUCAUGUGGACCAAGAGGUUUCUAUGGCACUAUUGAUGUUCACUUAGAGUUGGAAGAGAGAUUAGCAAAAUUCUUACAAGUUGAGGAAACUUGUGUCUAUUCAUAUGGAUUUUCAACAGUUGCAAGUGCUAUACCAGCCUAUGCCAAGAAAAAUGAUAUUAUAUUCGCGGAUGAAAGAGUUUGGUUUGCAAUCCAGAAAGGGAUUGAUGCGGCUCGAAGUACUGUGAGAUACUUCAAACACAACGACAUGAGUGAUCUUGAGCGUUUACUUGAACAAGCGUUACAAAAGAAAGAAUUAAAUCCCAAGAGAAGGGCGUUCUUGAUUGCUGAAGCUAUAUAUUUCAAUACUGGAAAAAUGUGCCCUUUGAGAAAGCUUGUUGAAUUGGCAAGGAGAUAUAAAUUGAGAAUUAUGUUAGACGAAAGUUUGACUAUUGGAGUAAUCGGUAAGCAUGGCCGUGGUAUAACAGAACAUCUAAACGUGCCUCGAGACGAAAUCGACCUGAUUGUGGGCUCUCUAGAACAUUCCUUCGCAACUAUUGGUGGAUUUUGCGCGGGAACACAUUUCAUUGUGGAACAUCAAAGAUUAUCUGGAUUAGGGUACUGCUUCAGCGCCUCGUUGCCUCCCAUGUUGACACAAGCCGCCAUCACCGCACUUGAUAUAUUAGAGGCAAAGCCCUCCCUUAUUAGCGAAUUGGAUAAAAUCUCUAGGAAAUUGAACAUAGCUCUAGCCAACCUAAAGCAUUACACAUUCAGUGGUGACGAACUGUCACCUGUCAAACACAUAUACGUCAAAAACUCAGAUUUAACCAACAGUCAAAAACAAACAUAUCUCAAAAACAUCACAAAAUAUAUCUUAGAAAAAGGCAUUGCUAUGACAGUAGCAGCGUAUGUGAGAGAUGCAGAAGUCAACUGUCCAGAGCCAUCUAUCAGAUUGGCCUCAAGUAUAAAAUUGAGUGAUGAAAUUAUAUAUCAAAUAUGUUCUUUAUUGGACGAGGCAUAUGAGAAAGUUGAUCCUCAAACUGAUUUGAAAGCUUUA